This is a messenger RNA of Penicillium samsonianum, 393 nucleotides long. RefSeq lists its product as uncharacterized. Lineage: Eukaryota; Fungi; Ascomycota; Eurotiomycetes; Eurotiales; Aspergillaceae. The record is from RefSeq and is a predicted model, not a curated record. The transcript has a single exon. The coding region runs from base 1 to 393 and encodes 130 amino acids.
AUGGCUCAAUCAACAAAAGCCACAAAGCCAGCUCCAAGCCCCGAGUUAUCUGCAACCACACGUGCAGCAAUUGUCAAAGCCCUUGAAAAUGGCGAUUCAGCCAUCAAAAUUGCAAAAGAUCUACGCGUCGCGCGAUCCACUGUUUACUGCACAAAAACGCGCUUUCAAGAACGCAAAGAUAUGACCUCAAAGCCUAGAUCAGGCCGUCCUUCUGAGUUGAGCGACCAGACUACACGAUACAUUGCGCGCUUGGCGAGGAAAGAUGAUCGGCCCAGUUGGGCUGCUAUUGCGGCCAGUGUAGAUGGGGGACUUUCGAGGUCAACAGUGAGGCGUAUUGCACGCGGUCAAGGUGCUCAAAAAGACCCCAAAAUAAAGGUUCAACACCUACGGUGA